Trematomus bernacchii (emerald rockcod) is the source of this 2786-nucleotide messenger RNA. It is a transcript of the gene ubac2, whose product is annotated as UBA domain containing 2. The record is from RefSeq and is a predicted model, not a curated record. Gene Ontology annotation, molecular function: protein binding; serine-type endopeptidase activity. The coding region runs from base 140 to 1201 and encodes 353 amino acids. Lineage: Eukaryota; Metazoa; Chordata; Actinopteri; Perciformes; Nototheniidae. The transcript has 10 exons.
GCAGAUCCCCUUUACCGCUGUCCGCUGUAUCUUUUUCCUCACACAGCAUGGAUCCUUUCUACAACUUUAUUUCGGUGUUUUAGAGUUGGUUUGUGUUUGGCUUUGGGAAUAAGGGACUUCGUUACCUCUUCUGGACACCAUGUUUACCACCACCGGCUCUCGGGGGCUGUACAAGGCUCCUCUGUCUAAAGGCCUACUACUGGUUCUCAAUUGUCUGACUGUGAUGCUCACCCUGCUGCCUCAGUACCAGGAGCUGUUCGUAUACACUCUGCAGGUCACACAGCACCAGGUGUGGAGGUUGUUGUUUGGCAGGCUGAUCUGUCUGGACGUGAAGGACGCCUUCUGUAGCAGCCUGCUCAUCUACAACUUCAGAAUCUUUGAGAGGAGAUUUGGAACCAGGAAGUUCGCUUCCUUCCUGUUUGGCACGUGGGUUCUCUCUGCGCUGAUGGACUUCCUGCUGGCUCAGGCUUUCCAGUUUCUGUUUGACUAUGAGGUGGAGGAACUGCCCGCAGGACUGAUCGCUCCGGUCUUCUCUCUGUUCGUGCCUUUCUACCGGCUGAUCCCCAGCAUGCCGGUCACCCAGGUCCUGGGCCACAUCCACAUCACCAACAAGUCUCUGGUCUACAUAGUAGGCUUGCAGCUGUUGACGUCCGGUCCCUUCAUGUGGCUCGUUGCACUCAGUGGACUUAUCUCAGGCGGACUGUACCACUCCAAUUUCCUGUGGAUGCAGAAGCUCCUCUUUGUACCUGCCUGGGUGUCUUGUAUUGGGCGGUAUAUUCUAGAGCCUCUCUUUUCAACCUCCCAGCCGAGCAGUGAGACCCCUGUGGGGAUGGGGGCCACUCUGGACAUCCAGAGGCAGCAGAGGAUGGACAUUCUGGACCAGCAGCUGAUGUUGGCCCAAUACAACGAGUCCACGAGGAACACCAGGCCACAGCCACAGCCACAGCCUGGGUUCUUACAGUGGACCAGGUUGUUCCCCUCCCUCAGGCAGAGAGGACCGAACCGCCCCCCGAUGCAGCCCCGCCCCCAGGCUGAGGCUCCACCCUCCACACAGUCUCCGCUGCUGGACAACUCUCCUGUGGCCGAGGAGCAGGUUGCCCUGUUGGUGGAAAUGGGCUUUACCAGGACAGAUGCCCUGGAGGCCCUCAGAGCUUCAAACAACGACAUAAACAUGGCAACCAAUUUCCUCUUGCAACACUGAGAGAGUGAGAGAGCAAACAGAGGAGGACAGAGAAAGAAAUCAGGAAGAGGAGAAACCAAAGGAGCGAAAAGCAACACGGAGGAAAUGAAAGACAGUGAAUGAUGGACAAAUUGUACAGCCUGUGUCACUGCUCGCUGAAGCAGUUGUCAGGCUGACUCAACCUGAACCAAUUCCGAUAUCAGGCUGAUUAAUGAAGAGGUGUGAAGCACAAGCUGGGAGACAUUUGCGUCAUAGCUUUCUGAAGGCCGCUGUAGUGUGAAACAGGCGUCAUAGCUCAAGGCAGACGAGUUACACCUCUAUAUCUGAGGGGUUUCCUGGGAAAAAUAUACGGCAGUGAAGAGAAUAUGAGGUGAUUAUUUCCUUGAGGCUGAAGCACAGGAAUCAGCUGCCAUCCCACUUACAGCUGUUGGAAAUAACAUUUUAUAAAACCCACUGUCCUGUAAUGACACUCUACUUUCAAAACGGCUUACCAUCAGAAACAGUUUUAUUGCCAAGUAGGUUAACACAUUUGCUUUGGUGUUUAACUAGCAUCUUAGACCCUGAUUACUGCUAAGAAAUGAUCAAUAUGACAACGAAAAAGAGCAUUUCAAAUGGAUUUGAUUAAAAAAUUCAUCCACACAGUUGUUAUUUCCUUUUGCAGUGUUUCAUAGAAGUUGCAGGGCUCCACCCUUUCCUGCGUGCGAUGUUUUAACAAAGCCUCACUGACAGUAACUGUAGGAGCCACUUCUCUCCAUUCGUCCCUCUAAAAGUACAUUGUGGGUGACAGACAGCUAUCUCAGGGUCUUUGAUGCGACUUCUUCCAAAAAUGACAAUCAUAUUUACAGAUAUGGGUGCCCAUACGUAAACAAAGUAUCCAUUUUGAGGAGGAGGUCAUGUUUCACACUCUUGUUUCUGUAUGACGUCAUUUCAUGCACUCACUCCCCAGGUUUUAUUUAUUCUGUCUUAAAGGUGGGGUAGGUAAUUUUGGAGAAACCAGCUCGAGUGCGCUAGAAUUUGAAAAUACACAGCCGGAAAAAUUUGGUCGUGCUUUUUACAGUAUUACGGCUUCCACAGAUGAAAUUCUUUUAUGGAUUUUUUGUCAAAGCACUUAAGAUAUUCAUUGCUAUCGGGAUGUUAAGAGCAUUCCAUGGAAUAUAACAAAAAGUGUAUCACAAGCCGGUUUCUCAAACUUACCUACCCCACCUUUAACUGAGUUUGAGUCUUUUCUCUACCAGCACACAUGUCUGGAUAUUGUUAAGUCUUAAAAGGCUGGUGAUAUUUAUUAUGCAAUAUCAUGACAAGAGACAUUUAUGGAGACUAUGUACGGCAUAGUUUCUACUUUGUGUAUAUAAACAUGCAAACAUGUGCGAGAGAAGAAACAUUGCAGCCACUGUGUAUUGAUGUCAAAGACAGAUGCUAGUUUUAUAUUUUGUGCGUAAUUAUUAAUAAUAUAUGACCACUGAGAUGAGUCUGUCAUUUCUGUGUAUGUAUUCUAAGAGUGGUAUAAUAGUAUAUGGGUGUGAUGAGGAAGUUGUUGCAUGGACAACUUUCUGGUGAAUUGUAAUGAAUCAUUUGAUCUGAAGAAUAAAUCAAAUGUCAAACACAA